AUGACACAUCAUGUGCAGCUGGAUCUCGCCAUUCCAGCUGAGCUCCCGCGCGGAUUCUCCGGGUAUCUCGAGAACAACAGCUUGCUCUCGCCUGGCUAUAUCGAGACACUGGGAUAUGAUAUCCUUUUCGAGCACCCAAUUGAAUUGUCCGGCAGCGGAUGCAAUGGCUCCUGCAAGGCCACCAUCCGUGGACCAGGAGUCUCCAAGGAAGGCUGCACGACGAGGACUUGGCCCAUCACACCCCCAAUGUUGAGUAGUAUGAAUGCCGCCUGGGGAAUCUGGAAAGACAGCUUCACCACUGAGGGAACUCCUAUGACCCGGCUCCCAGCGUUCUCAAUCUACCUCGCCACGCCCUUCGAGCAUCCAGUGCGUGAAGCCAUGACGCUUGAGGUUGGCUACGUGGAAUGGUCAGAAGAUCUUCACGGCACUUACACUCUCAAGGAGUGUUAUCUGUUGCCUGCGAUCGUGGAGUACGAAAUACUUGUCGAAGGAUCGGUUGUCAGCUUGCCUCGAAACGCCGAUCAAGGCAAAGUCUUGCACCUUGCCAAUAACACCAACCCGUUCCGCUGGGCCAAUGAUAGCACUAGGCAAGAAAAUACAAUGAUCUCCAUCACGUCAUUCAUGGCUGUCCAGAUGACCACGAACACCAGUGUUAACCUCACACCGACGAGCGGGGUAUAUUCCAUAGAGUACUACUCUAUGUCGCCGGAGACCUUUAGACAUUUACGCCCCGGCUGGACUUCGAGCCGAAGUGUCGUUUUCAAUGAUCCCACAGAGACCGUGGUCUCUGAGAUCAACCAGGCAUUCUUGAGGGGAUCCACCAUGGUUGGCUCGUGGUCAAAUUUGACUGAAUUGGUCGACCCUGGCGUUGCCACCAACCAGUCCGUGAUGGCUGCCCAGACCGUGACACAAAACGUGUUCCAUUCGGACAUGGUAUGGUUUGCCGCCGCCGCAGCAGUCCAAUUCGUGACUGUCUUCUUCAUCUUGCCAAUGUUCUGGGGUUAUUGGACCGUGGGCAGCAACCUUACAAUGUCGCCUUUCAGCACGGCGCUUGCUCUGGAUGCUCCUUUGCUCAACGAGGUGAACUCUGCCGCUGGCCCUUGCGGUGUUGUUGAGAAGCUCGGAAGCGUCAAGAUCAAGCUCGGCAUGACCGGCGUUGUGGGCUCAGGCGCGGAAGUUGCUACCACUGGCAGAUUAGGCCUUGACAAGGAGCGUGUAGUGUGGGAGCCUCGAAGGGGGGACAGGUUCUCUUCUUAG
Saxophila tyrrhenica is the source of this 1257-nucleotide messenger RNA. RefSeq lists its product as uncharacterized. Lineage: Eukaryota; Fungi; Ascomycota; Dothideomycetes; Mycosphaerellales; Extremaceae. The record is from RefSeq and is a predicted model, not a curated record. The transcript has 2 exons. The coding region runs from base 1 to 1257 and encodes 418 amino acids.